UAUAUGGAGGGAAAAUGGGGAUAUACCCAUUACCCCAAUAUACCCGACCCGGCCUUUCCACUGGCUUACAAAGAAGAGAACAAAAGAAAAUGCCCAUUGCUUUCCUUCUUCUUCCUCUUCUCGCUUUCCUCUUUAACCCAGCUAUAACUCAGACUCUGACUCAGUAUAUAUUUUCGGUCUCUUCCUCUUCUGCUCAAACAAACAUUGCCACAGCAAUCAGAAACCUUUUUUUGCAUGAAACCCAGUUUUUCAGCUUCCAUGAUUUUGCUUCAUCGUCAGUGAACUAAACGGAACCCAAAGUUUAAUAAAAAAAAAAAAGAUGAGCACAGUGGAUAAGAUGUUGAUAAAAGGAAUCCGGAGUUUCGACCCGGAAAACAAAAACGUUAUCACUUUCUUUAAACCCUUAACCCUAAUCGUUGGACCCAAUGGUGCUGGCAAAACCACAAUUAUAGAGUGCUUGAAGCUUUCUUGCACUGGGGAGUUGCCUCCAAAUGCAAGGUCUGGUCAUAGUUUCAUUCAUGACCCCAAGGUUGCAGGGGAGACGGAGACAAAGGGGCAAAUUAAGCUGCGGUUCAAGACAGCGGCGGGAAAAGAUGUGGUAUGUAUAAGGUCAUUCCAAUUGACCCAAAAGGCAUCAAAGAUGGAGUAUAAAGCAAUCGAGAGUGUGCUUCAAACCAUAAAUCCUCACACUGGAGAGAAAGUUUGCCUCAGCUAUAGAUGUGCUGACAUGGACCGAGAAAUACCAGCUUUGAUGGGAGUCUCAAAAGCUAUUCUGGAAAAUGUGAUAUUUGUACACCAAGAUGAGGCCAAUUGGCCUUUACAAGAUCCUUCGACUUUAAAAAAGAAGUUUGAUGAUAUCUUCUCUGCUACCAGAUAUACAAAAGCCUUGGAGGUCAUAAAAAAGCUUCACAAAGAUCAAGCUCAAGAGAUAAAGGCUUAUAAGCUAAAACUGGCGCACUUGCAGACCUUGAAAGAUGCUGCAUAUAAGCUUCGAGAAAGCAUUGCUCAAGAUCAAGAAAAAACAGAAUCUUUGAAAAGCCAAAUACAGGAAUUGGGAAAAAGCAUUGAUGACCUGGAUGCUAAGAUUCAUAAUGCUGAAGCAACAUUGAAAGAUCUGCGAAAGAUAGAGGACCAGAGAUCAACAAAGACUGCUGAAAGGAGCACUUUGUUCAAGGAGCAGCAGAGACAGUAUGCAGCUCUUGCUGAGGAAAAUGAAGAUUCUGAUGAAGAAUUGUUGGAAUGGAAAACCAAGUUUGACGAAAGGAUUAUGUUAUUGGAUAAUAAAAUUCAGAAAUUGGAGAGUAACCAGCAGGACUUGCAAAAUGAGAGUUCUGCUUAUAGGAGUAAAUUAGAUGCAUAUAUUGUGGAGAUUGGCAAGCUUCAAAGGGAUGCGGAGUAUCUUGUGGUGUCAAAAAAAGAAAGAGAUUCUGCCAUUCAACAAUUAUAUGCACGGCUCAAUUUAGGUUCUAUCCCAAAUAGCCCCUUUAGCGAUGAAGUUGCUCUGAAUCUCACAAAUCAAAUAGAAGAGAGGUUGAUGGAGCUUGAUAAAGAUUUGGACGAGAAAAAGAAAUCAAAUGAAAUGAGGCUAAAGACUGCAUGGGAUUGCUACAUGGGUGCAAAUGACCGUUGGAACAGUAGUGAGGCUCAAAAGAAGGCUAAAUUAGAAGUCAAGACUUCUAUUUUGAAACGUUUGGAAGAGAAGAAAAUUGAUCGUGAUUCACUUGAACUUCAAAUUUCGGAUGUCAAUCUUUCUCUCAUUGAUGAAAGAGAAAAGAAUAUGCAAAUUGAGAUGGACAGAAAGAAAAAGCAAUUUGAUGAGCAAAGCUUUGAUGCAAACAUACAACAAAAGCAGCAUGAGGUAUACGCCAUAGAUCAAAAGAUUAAGGUCCUUAGUCUAGAGAGAGACAUCAUUGCUGGUGAUGCUGAGGAGAGAAUGAUGCUAUCUAUAAAAAAGAGAGAGUUGGAGUACAAGAAGAAACAACACAAAAGGAUAAUUGAUGAGUACAAGGACAGGAUUAGAGGAGUACUAAAAGGGAGGGUUCCUCCUGACAAAGAUGUGAAAAGGGAAAUUACCCAAGCUUUAAGGGCUACUCAAAUGGAGUAUGAUGAAUUAAGCACGAAAUCCAGUGAAGCCGAGAAGGAAGUAAAUAUGUUGCAGAUGAAAAUAGAUGAAAUUAAUAAUAACCUAUCCAAACAUCAGAAAGAUAUGGACUCAAGGAAGCGAUUUCUUGAAACCAGACUAAAUUCUUUGGAUCAACAAUCUUUUACCAUCGAUUUCUAUCCCAAAGUCUUGGAGACUGCUAAGGAGAAAAAGGAUAUCCAUAAAAGCAAAUACAACAUUGCUGAUGGCAUGAGGCAAAUGUUUGAUCCAUUUGAAAGAGUUGCCCGUGCUCAUCAUGUUUGCCCAUGCUGUGAGCGACCUUUUUCUGCUGAAGAGGAAGAUGAAUUUGUUAAGAAGCAAAGAGUCAAGGCAGCAAGUUCAGCUGAACAUAUGAAAGUGUUGGCAGUGGAAUCAUCAAAUGCUGAGUCUCACUUUCAGCAGUUGGACAAGCUUCGUAUGGUUUAUGAGGAAUAUGUUAAAACUGGAAACGAGACAAUUCCUCUUGCUAAGAAAACUUUGCAUGAACUUACAGAAGAGCUCAAUCAAAAGUCUCAAGCCCAUUAUGAUGUGUUAGGUGUUUUAGCCCAAAUAAAGACUGAUAAGGAUUCCAUUGAGACCUUGGUGGAACCUGUUGAAACUGCUGACAGGCUCUUCCAAGAAAUUCAGGGUUUGCAAGCAGAAGUUGAAGGUUUGGAAUAUAAGUUUGAUAUUAGAGGGCAAGGUACUAGAACUGUGGAAGAGAUCCAAUUGGAGCUAAACAGUUUGCAAAACACAAGGGACGUUUUACAUAAUGAAGUGGAGAAUUUAAGGGUGGAACAGAGGUACAUGGAAAAGGACUUGUCAAGCAUUCAAUUGCGGUGGCAUGGUAUAAGGGAGAAAAAAAUUGAGGUAGCCAACACAUUGCGUGAGUUUAAAAAGGUGGAAGAAGAGUUAGAGCACUUAGCUGAGGAGAAACGUCAACUUGAUCUUGAGGAGAAGCAUUUAGCAGAGUCUCUUGGUUCUUUAUUCAAGGAGAAGGAAAAAUUGCUGAAUGACUAUGAAUGUUUGAAAGUAAAACUCACUCAGGAAUAUGAGCAGCAGCAUAAACUUAGAAGCUCAUAUCAACAUGAAGCUGAAGCACUAUCUCAAACUAGCAAUAAGAUUAAAGGGUAUUAUGAUUUAAAGAAAGGGGAGAAAUUAAAGGAACUGCUAGAACAGCAAUCUGUGAUGAAAUCUCAACUUCUCAGCUGUGAAGCUAGGAAACAGGAAAUUUUGGCUGAGCUAAACAAAAGUAAAGACUUGAUGCGGAAUCAAGAUCAAUUAAGACGUAACAUUGAGGAUAACUUGAAUUACAGGAAAACAAAAGCUGAAGUAGAUGUACUUACUCGUGAAAUUGAUUUACUGCAAGACAGAAUAAUGGAGAUUGGUGGUAUUUUCAAAUUUGAAGGUGAACUGCGAAAAUUCUCGGAAGACAGGGAGAGACUUCUUUCAGAGCUUAACAGAUGCCGAGGAACAAUGUCUGUUUACCAGAGUAAUAUUUCAAAGAAUAAAGCCGAACUUAAACAAGCACAAUACAAGGACAUUGACAAGCGGUACUUUGAUCAGCUAAUCCAGCUUAAGACAACUGAGAUGGCAAACAAGGACCUGGAUAGAUACUACAAUGCACUUGACAAAGCACUCAUGCGCUUUCAUUCAAUGAAAAUGGAGGAAAUAAACAAAAUUAUAAGAGAAUUGUGGCAGCAAACAUACAGGGGACAAGAUAUAGAUUAUAUUAGCAUUCAUUCAGAUUCUGAAGGUGCUGGAACUCGCUCUUACAGCUACAAGGUUCUCAUGCAAACUGGUGAUGCUGAGCUUGAAAUGAGAGGACGAUGUAGUGCAGGUCAGAAGGUCCUUGCUUCUCUUAUCAUACGGUUAGCUUUAGCUGAGACAUUUUGCCUCAACUGUGGAAUCCUAGCACUAGAUGAACCAACCACAAAUUUGGAUGGCCCAAAUGCUGAGAGUCUUGCAGCAGCUCUCCUUAGAAUUAUGGAGGACAGAAAGGGCCAGGAGAAUUUUCAGCUGAUAGUUAUUACUCAUGAUGAACGAUUCGCUCAAUUGAUCGGUCAACGGCAACAUGCAGAGAGAUAUUACCGGGUCACCAAAGAUGACCAUCAGCAUAGUAUAAUUGAAGCCCAGGAGAUAUUUGAUUGACUUUUUCCAAAGGAUUUUUGAUACUUCAUCCUCAACUGCCUUUCUUGGAGAUGAAUCAGUAUGUGUGACCAAAUGCUGCUCUUGAAAUACCAGUCAGUGGUUGGUUUGUUGUUAUAUGUAAAGCUUGUACAUGCAGUAACCAUAUAAAGUAACGUCUAUGAUAAUGUAAGCUUGUACUCUUUUUUGAUAAAUUGUAUUGUGCUGAAGAAGAGUGUUCCAUGGUCUGACUUUAUUAAUGUCUGCAAAUUCUCAACCUUUGACAUAGAGAUA
Molecule: messenger RNA, 4540 nt
Organism: Durio zibethinus
Lineage: Eukaryota; Viridiplantae; Streptophyta; Magnoliopsida; Malvales; Malvaceae
Gene: RAD50
Product: DNA repair-recombination protein (RAD50)
Biological process (GO): double-strand break repair; telomere maintenance via telomerase; telomere maintenance via recombination
Cellular component (GO): nucleus; condensed nuclear chromosome; Mre11 complex
Molecular function (GO): ATP hydrolysis activity; single-stranded telomeric DNA binding; G-quadruplex DNA binding
Source: RefSeq, a predicted model, not a curated record